AUGGCCAUUUUCGAUUCAGAGAAGCGCCCGCGGGGUCUGCGCGUUCCGUCGCUCACAGCGAUGAAGUCCAGCGCAGCGACCAAGUCGCAAUUCUCCUUCCACAGCAAGAAAUCCACCGAGUCCGUUCCUGCCGACGAUUCAACGCCCAAGUCAGCCCAGCCUAUUCCUCCACCAGCCAAGCUGGCGCCUCCGCCGGACAAGGAAUUGCCCUCUCCCCCGAAGGAAGUGCUGCAAGCCCCGAAAGUCAAUCCAUACUUCCCUCCAAUCCCCUCACCCCGCGAUGGUGUCCCAGAACGGCGCCCAAUUGAGCGAGUCCCAGUGCCUGCCCCCACUUCAGCUCCAAGCCCAGUCAGCCCAAGCCAACCUCGUACAACGGGCAUGCGCUCGCAGCAGCCAAAGCCCCAGCCACAGCUUCAACCAGAUCCGAACACCUUCCAACAAGCACCAGCACCGGCACCAGUCCCGGCACCAGAACUUAUACAAGCACAAGCACCACCAGUCACACUCUCGCCUCCGGAAUCCCUCCCAGCACAAGAAGAAGCCACCUCCCCAGCUCUGGAAGACUUCAUCCCAACUCCAGACAGCACAGAACCCCCGCUAGACGUGCCAGCCAUGCCACAACGCGAUCUGGCUCCAUCGCCAUUCGUCCCACCGGAGGUUGAGCCCUUGGCGCCGAAGCUGAAUAUGGUGCAUUUCCAAUGCUUCCAGGAGCAUCGCAACAUGCCAGUCGCGCAGAACGUGUGGUGUCCCUUGCCAUGCUUUGCGUGCCAAAAGUUCGACAUUGAGAUCCGACACCGCUGUGUGUUUUGUUGUCUGCGCGUUUGUGAGGGGUGCUAUCAGACGCUGCAGAAGUGCAAGAAUCGGUCUUUGGAGGUGUUGCUUGAGCGUGUUGCUUGA
Molecule: messenger RNA, 897 nt
Organism: Penicillium canescens
Lineage: Eukaryota; Fungi; Ascomycota; Eurotiomycetes; Eurotiales; Aspergillaceae
Exons: 1
Coding region: 1-897 (298 amino acids)
Source: RefSeq, a predicted model, not a curated record